Messenger RNA from Scomber japonicus (chub mackerel), 2895 nucleotides. Its product is annotated as aminopeptidase Ey-like. The transcript is spliced from 20 exons. The coding region runs from base 1 to 2895 and encodes 964 amino acids. The record is from RefSeq and is a predicted model, not a curated record. Gene Ontology annotation, biological process: peptide catabolic process; proteolysis. Lineage: Eukaryota; Metazoa; Chordata; Actinopteri; Scombriformes; Scombridae. Gene Ontology annotation, molecular function: zinc ion binding; peptide binding; metalloaminopeptidase activity. Gene Ontology annotation, cellular component: cytoplasm.
AUGGGGACAGGAUUGUACAUCAGCAAAGCAGUGCUAAUAACCUGUAUGGUUGCAGCCAUCGGUGCUGCAGCCACCAUCAUAGCCCUGUCUGUGGUUUACUCUCAGGAAAAGUCAAAGAAUGAGGUACUGACACCUCCAUCCACAGCCAUCCCAGGCACCACUGCCUCUACUACGCCCUCCACUCCAAAGGAGCCCUGGGACUUCUAUAGACUUCCAGACUCACUUGCUCCUGUCUCCUACAAUGUGACCCUGAGGCCACGGCUGACGCCCAACGCAGCCCAACUGUACAUCUUCACUGGACAUUCCUCAGUGAUCUUCAGAUGUGUCAAGGAGACCGACCUCAUCAUCAUCCAUUCCAACAAGCUCAAUCUCACAAAAUUUGAUGGAUACCAUGCCAAGCUGACUGGCCUGAAUGGAGCCACUGCACCCAGCCUGAAAAGCACCUGGCUAGUGGUUCCCACCCAGUAUCUGGUGGUCCAGCUCAACAGCAAGCUUCAGGCUGGCAGCAUGUACGAGCUCUUCACCGAUUUCGUUGGAGAGCUAGCCGAUGACCUGGGUGGAUUCUACAGGAGUGAAUAUAUGGAAGAUGGAGUGAAAAAAGUUGUGGCCACCACUCAAAUGCAGCCAACCGAUGCCAGGAAAGCCUUCCCCUGCUUUGAUGAGCCUGCUAUGAAAGCUGUCUUCCACAUGGUUCUCAUUCACCCCCAGGAUACUGUGGCUCUGUCCAAUGGCAUGAACUACGACCCUGUUAACGUCACUAUCGGUGGCGAGAAAUUAAUCCAGACAAGCUUUGCGGCCACUGAGAUCAUGUCCACCUAUUUGCUGGCUUUUGUUGUAUGUGACUUUACAUACAUUGGGACAAAACCGGGCGCAGAAGUUUUGAUCAGGAUCUGGGCUCGCAGGAAGGCCAUAGAGGAGGGCCAGGGAGACUAUGCCCUGAAUAAGACUGGACCAAUACUGGAGUUCUUUGAGAACUACUACAACUCUCCUUACCCCCUGACCAAGUCAGACCAGAUUGCUCUACCUGACUUCAGUGCUGGAGCCAUGGAGAACUGGGGUCUCAUCACCUACAGAGAGACCGCCCUAUUAUAUAAUCCUGCCGUGUCGUCCAAUGGAGACAAGGAGUGGGUGGCUACAGUCAUCUCCCAUGAGCUCGCUCAUAUGUGGUUUGGGAACUUGGUGACCACAAGGUGGUGGAAUGACUUGUGGCUCAACGAGGGAUUUGCCACCUACGUUUCAUAUCUUGGAGCCCAUUAUGCUGAACCAACUUGGAAUAUGAAAGAUUUGAUAGUUCUUAAUGAGAUCCUUGGUGUGAUGGGUGUAGAUGCCUUGGCCUCCUCUCAUCCCCUCUCAUCCAAAGAAGAGGACAUCCUGAGACCAGCGCAGAUCAGUGAACUCUUUGACUCCAUCACAUACAGCAAGGGAGCCGCUGUGCUAAGGAUGCUCUCAGAGUUUAUCACUGAGAAGGUCUUCUCUGAAGGACUCCAUACAUACUUAGAGGAAUUCAAGUAUAAAAACACAGUCUACACGGACCUCUGGAGGCACCUCCAAAUGGCAGUGGAUAAAAAUGGUAUAUUGCUGCCCAACUCUUUGGAGGAGAUCAUGAACCGGUGGAUCCUCCAGAUGGGGUUCCCAGUGGUCAAUAUCGACACCAAGACUGGAAAAAUCACACAAGAGCACUUCCUAUUGGACCCAGAUUCUACAGUGAACACACCUUCACCGUUCAAUUAUGAGUGGAUUGUCCCCAUCACAUGGAUUAAGACUGGUGCACCUGAAAAGCAGUACUGGCUUGUUAACAAAGAAGCUACAAACAAUGAAAUGGCUCUUGGCUCUCCUACUGACUGGUUGGUGGGCAACAUAAAUAUGAGGGGAUUCUAUAGAGUCAACUAUGACUCAGAUAACUGGGAGCGUCUCCUUGCCAAGCUGAGCUCCAGCCAUCAGGAUAUUCCAGUUAUCAACCGAGCUCAAUUAAUUGAUGAUGCUUUUAACCUUGCAAGGGCAAAGAGGGUGGACACAACUCUGGCUCUGAGGACUACCAAGUUCCUCAAUAAGGAAAUUGAGUACAUGCCUUGGCAGACAGCCAGUCGCAACUUGGACUACUUCUACCUCAUGUUCGACCGCAGUGAAGUGUAUGGACCCAUGCAGGCAUACAUAAAGAAACAGGUCCAGCCUCUGUUUAACUACUUCAAAGCGAUCACUGACAACUGGACCAAGAUCCCAGACAGUCACACUGACCAAUACAACCAGGUAAAUGCAAUCUCCAUGGCCUGCAGCACUGGAGUGGAAGGCUGUAAAGAGUUGACUACUGGAUGGUUCAAAGAAUGGAUGAACAACUCCUCUAAAAACAUCAGUCCCAAUUUGAGGUCCACAGUGUACUGCAGUGCAAUUGCAGAUGGAGGAGUGGACGAGUGGAACUUUGCUUGGUCCAUGUACAAGAGUGCUACCAUUGCUUCAGAAGCCGAUAAACUCAUGUACGCUCUGUCCUGCACCAAAGAGCCUUGGCUGCUGAACAGGUACCUAGAAUAUUCCCUGAACCCAGAAAUGAUCCGUAAGCAGGAUGCCGGCUCCACCAUUGUCUACAUUGCUGGUAACCCCAUUGGUCAACCGCUGGCAUGGGACUUUAUCAGAAGCAAGUGGGACCACAUUUUCAAUGACUACGGUGGUGGUCUUUCCUUUGGAAGACUAAUCAGUGGAGUGACCAGACGAUUCUCCACUGAGUUUGAGUACAAUCAGCUGGUGCAGUUCAAAGAAGACCACGGAGGACAGUUUGGUUCGGCCACCGCAGCACUUGAGCAGUCGCUGGAGAGAACUAAGGCCAACAUGAACUGGGUGGACAUGAACAAGAAAAAUGUGCUUGACUGGUUCAAUAAUGAAGCCUCUUCUUCUUCAUUUUAA